Molecule: messenger RNA, 2325 nt
Organism: Daphnia carinata
Lineage: Eukaryota; Metazoa; Arthropoda; Branchiopoda; Diplostraca; Daphniidae
Product: ribosomal protein S6 kinase alpha-6-like
Exons: 9
Coding region: 1-2325 (774 amino acids)
Biological process (GO): peptidyl-serine phosphorylation; autophagy
Cellular component (GO): cytoplasm
Molecular function (GO): protein serine/threonine kinase activity; ATP binding
Source: RefSeq, a predicted model, not a curated record
AUGAAUCGCGUCCGCCAGAUGGAAUCUUCAAUUCAGUUUGGAUCGAGUAAUGCGCCAGCAAUGAUGAAUGAAACCCUGGAUCCUUUUAUUCCGCUGGAUAACAACGCUUUAAAAAUUCAGAUGACAUAUAGACAAAAAAGUUACCCUCCUCCGAGUCCAUACAACCGGCGUUCGACUAGUUUUCAGGCCAGCACCAUCAGCAGCAAAAUUGUGUUAGGUUGGGACAAAGGUGAGAGGGUCGCCUUAAAAAAAAUUCCGUUUAAUCCUGGCGAGAGUAGCGAUGAAAAAGGUGAGAGCUACUGGGAAAAUCUAACAAAGUUACCCGAUGACAAUCUGGUCAAGUAUCGCAGCUUUACGCUACAGGAUGAUGGCAGAUACCUUGCAAUGGAGUUGUGUCAGGGAUCGAUGCUCGAGUAUUGUCGCGGCACAUUAGAGAACGCAGUUGCGCCACUCAUUAAAGGAAUUGAUGUCAUGUGGCAAAUUACGUGUGCCCUUGAUUAUUUAUUUCGUAAAAAAAUUGGGCACGGAGAUUUGGAACUGGAAAAUGUGCUUUUUGUGAAAAUCGAUUCGAAACCUAAGCGGCUUGCUGUCAAACUAUCCGGCUACGGGUACAACCAUCUGCAAUCUGGGGAUAAUGUCAAGACGGAUUUCUCCAAACUCGGCUGCUUGUACAUUUCUGCUGCAACUAAAAAGGAGCACAGACCAAACGAAGCUCUCACCACCUGGCAUUUGACUGAAAUCGACAUUGAAGCCAAAAAACUUGCAUUUGAAUUGAUUAAUCUUGUGACUGAUGCCAGAAAUCCGUUUACUUUUGAAGCUGGCACAUUACUGCGGCACCCAUUUUUUAUCCGUUACUGCCAUUUUGCUUUACCAAGACUAAUUAAAGAGCAGGCAAAUGAAGCCAUUAGGCGUGGAUUGCACGAUUACAGAAACCUGAAAAAAUGGGAAAAAUUUUUGGGCAGCCACCCUCAAAAUUUCAAAGAUCUAGAAACAAUCCUCUUUUCAGACCAUGACGACGUAGAAAUUUCGCUAACUGAGGCGUCAAAAAAAACACCUCAAUUACUUUCGCAAUACAUUUGGCAUCUUUCCACUAUCCCGGCCGCCAUCCCUCAAGGCGAUAAUCAAAUACCACGUCUGCAAAUAAGGAAGCCUCUAGGAGAAGGGAGUUUUGGAAACGUGUACAAAUGUUUUUAUACCAAUGACGCGGGAAUACGAUUUCUGGCCGCCUGCAAAAAAAGUAAACAGAGCCCCGACGCAGUUAAGGUGUUUGAAAGUGAAAUCGCUACCCUUUCGAAAAUAAAGCAUUUAUUCGUCAUCAAGUACCUGGAAGUCGUAAAAAUGGAUGACAAACAGUAUAUCUUAAUGGAAUUGUGCGAGGGGUCCUUAAAGGAGUACGUUCAUGGAAAGCUGGACCGAAUUCCUAAAGACUCGUUGGAUAACAAAAUAAUAAUAAGUCAAGUGGCCCUUGGCCUGGCGUACCUCCACAGCGAAGGAAUCAUCCACAAAGAUUUGAAACUCGAAAAUAUCCUUCUUCAACGUCAACCGCAUGAUUCCAAUCUCGUGUUGGUCAAAAUCGCUGAUUUCGGAUUUGCUAAAAAACUGAACCCGGAAUCUUUAAGUUUCAGUGCCACUAUCCAUCUAGGCACACCAAAUUACAUGGCCCCCGAACUUCUUGCUUCGUCGGGUCGUUAUUCGGCCAAUUUUUUCAGCGACGUUUAUGCUUUAGGCAUAACAAUUGCGCGGAUAGCGUUAAAUGGAGAUCAUCCUUUCACUAACAACAGAGACCUACAAACGACUUACAUGGUACAGGGGAUGGUUCCACAAAACCUUCUACAUCUCAGCUGGGAUCUAGUUGAUUUGAUCGUCAAAUUAUUAAAUAAAGUUCCAGCAAAACGACCUACCAUGGACUUAGUUUUGUGCCAUCCUUAUUUCGUCUUGACAAAUGACAAGACCAAAAGACAUUUCGUCGAUCAGUUUUGGGCACAUUUAAAUUCGGAGAAGGAGAACAGAGACGAUGAACUGGAAAAAAUAUUCAACGCUAACAAUUUCCAGAAGUGGUACGAAACUUUUGUUAAUGAUAAAAAAGAAGACGAAGAGACUAAAGAAACGGAGAAUAUCAUUGACAUGUUCAAACAGAUUUCGCCAGAUUGUACACCCGAAAGUUUGUACUGCGCCAAACGUUACAAACAAGCGAUUACGGAAGUUCUGAAGGCAGAAUACGAUGCUAAAGUUGGAAAUCAAAUCAGCCAGGUCAUUUCGAAUUCCGACCCGUUUGUUCAAAAGGGCGCAAACUACGAAAAUCAAAUGAAGCAGGUAAUCAUUUAA